AGAGAACAGAUUUUGCACAGGUGGAAAACUGAUAGCUUGGUCCGUAACGAUUAUGAAAAUGUACCAUAGAACUUCCAUAAUAUCCAUAGUUUUAACAAUGGUAUUGGUAGUAAGACCAUGGUAUCCAUAGGUAAGAAAAUGUAAAAAAUGCCUAGUCUUCCCUACAUUAUUUGCAUUCCUCAUCGCACUGAAAUAAUUUAGAACGAAAGAGAAGUGAAGAGAAGAGCAGUGAAUUGGUCUAAAGACAUUCUGGUUUUUAUAGCUUGUUUUCCACUCAUGUCUGUGCUUGUCUUUUGUGUCUCAGAGCUUAUUUAUUUUGAUGGAACGAAGAAACUGAGCCUUGAAUAGCUUUGACAUCUAGACGUAUAUUGAUUGUAUUAAUGGUCGACAACGCACAUCCACUGAGUAGCAACCAAUCAGUUAUGAGCAUUCUGGAUAAAUCAACGGUCAUCUCGGCCUUAAAACCAACCCACUCGCGCAACGGCAGCACAGGAUCUUCACGCCAUUCUCGACAGAACUCCAGAGAUUGGGAGGUAAUAUCAGAUCCAGAAUCUGUAUCCAUUGCAGGAAAUAACAGUGUUCCUGGCAUUUGUGAGGGAUUCCUCAUGAAAAAACGCAAGUAUCCUCUUCAGGGCUGGCAUAAGAGAUAUUUUGUAUUGGAUAAAGGAGUUCUCCAAUACUCUAAAAGUCAGCAAGAUAUCGUCAGAGGCAAGAUCCAUGGCACUCUAGAUGUGAGUCUUGCUGUCAUGUCUGUAAAUAAGAAAUCUAAACGCAUCGAUCUUGAUGCAGGAGACAACUUAUACCAUGUGAAGGCAAAGAGUGAUGACAUCUUCUACAUCUGGCUGACUAAACUAACUGCUCAUCGGCUCUUCAAGAAGAAUGAGGCCAUAAAUGUUCAUCAGGGUGUUUUACAAGCACUCUCAACAGGAAACAGCAGCAUUUUACCAGCCAUGGCGAGUCUUGCAAAGAGAAACCGAGUGAUGAUUCCACACUCUCAGAGCUCAGCAUCACUGUUCAUGUCAGAGACACAAGGUUCACCAUCAGCCUCUUCAUCUCAAGUGAACAGUAAAGUUUCUGAUUGGCUCAAGCAGACGCAGGAGGCCGCCAUGUGUCAACAAGAACUGGGCCGAUGUCAGCUCGAUUUGGCCGAACUCUCACAUUUAAUCCAGAGACUUCACCGUCAUGAGGGCGGUCUUCACUUCACAGACACUGACCUGGAGCACCACAUAAGUAUGCAGAAUCUUAGUCUUGAGAAGCCCAAAAAGAAGUCUGGAAAGAUCUGGGGGCACUCACGAACAUUGUCACGAAUCGAAUCUCUUGGUGUUCAGUUUUCCUCUAGUCAUUUGGAAACACUGUCUGGUCUGGCCUCUUCCCUUCAGUCCAUUCCAGAUUACGUUUAUUCCCAGCUAUCCUCACCGGAGGGGAAGAAACUGCAACUGGACAUCUGUGCUAUGUGUGAAAGAGUUCAUGCAUCUCUAAAGUCAAUCCAUGAAUCCCUCACUGUGGAGCAUGAGCGAGUCAGACAGGCUUGGACGGGACCAGACCUUCGGCAGUCCACAUCACAUCAGCUGGCUACUCUGUGCACAACCCUCUCAGAGCUUGAGAUGCAGUCGCGUUUAACGAGAGUUCACUCUGUGUCACUGUCAUCUGAAUCCUCAGAUGAGUCUUACCGCACGGUGUGUCAGGAUCAGCCCACCCCCUCUCGGGACCAUAAGAUGUACCGCACACCAUCAGUGACUGACUCCACAGCUGAGUAUUUUGACGCCAGUGAGGUGGUUUGUGAGAGUUUGUCUGAAAAUGAGAUGUCUGAUGAAUCCGGCCUGAGUGACGUCGCCACAAGCAACUCUGAACCUGAGGAAGGCCACGUCAGAGCAACUAUGAAGUACAGAGCCAGUGUAUGUAGUGCCCCAGAUUUGCCCCCUACCACUCAGAAGGACAUGGGGAGACGCACAGUGCUUCCUGCACACAGCACUGACAACAGCCAUAUCGGCAUACUCGCCAUCCUCUACAACAACAUUGGAAAGGAUUUGUCGCGCGUCUCCAUGCCUGUCGCCCUCAACGAGCCACUCAAUUUUCUGCAGCGUGUCAGUGAAGAGCUGGAAUAUUCUGAACUGUUGGAUAUCGCCAACCACACCGAUGACCCCUACCAAAGAAUGGUUUAUGUGGCUGCGUUCUCUAUCUCGGGCUAUGCCUGGGCCAGCUGGCGUAAUCGGUACAAACCCUUUAACCCUGUACUAGGAGAAACAUAUGAGAGUGUGCGUGAGGACCGUGGUUUCCAAUAUGUUGCAGAACAGGUCAGCCAUCACCCACCUUUGUCCGCUUGCCAUGCCGAGUCUGAGAACUUUGCCUUUUGGCAAGACCAGCGAUGGAAGAAUAAGUUCUGGGGGAAGUCUGUGGAAAUUGUUUCGACAGGGAUGGUUAAUGUCACUUUACCUAACUACAGUGAUCAUUAUGAGUGGAAUAAAGUGGUGACAUGCAUCCACAACGUGUUUAGUCAGCAGAGAUGGCUCGAGCACUAUGGUGACGUCCACAUUCGCAACCUCAACAGUGACGAGUGCACCUGCAAGAUCACCUUCAUCAAAUCACGUUACUGGGGUGAAGAUAACAGUAAGAAUGAGGUGCAGGGUAGCGUCCUGGACCGCAGUGGCAGAGUCGUGCGUCGCUUUGGUGGAUCGUGGCAUGAGGGCAUUUUCUGUGACACGCUACCCAACCCACAAUGCAUCUGGAAGCCAAAUGUUCAACCAGAUGAUUACUUUGACUACUUUGGCUUCUCUCAGUAUGCCAGAGAGCUCAAUGAACUGACUCCUGAUAUAAAGGAUAAACUGCCCCCAACAGACACACGCUUCCGUCCAGACCAAAGACUACUUGAAGAGGGUAAAGUGGAAGAAGCUGAUAAACGUAAGGAUGAAAUAGAGGGAAAACAGCGAGAAAGACGUAAGGAACUGGCCAAGAAAGGACAGGAGCAUGUCCCACGGUUCUUUAAAAAAACCAUGGAUCAUGCUGGAAGAGAUGUGUGGGUGACAAACGGAACUUACUGGAAGAUUCGAGAGAGUCCAGGAUUUGAUAACACUGACAAUCUGGAUUUGUGGUGUUGAUGGGAUUGGUGAUGUCACAGUAUUCUGUUUUGAUUGAGAUUGACAUGUCACUUGUUUUAGUGUAUGUAUAUAGAUGUGGUUUAUGUAACUGGUGUGAAUUUUGUAAAUUACAAACCAAAGAGCUUAUCCACUGACAAUGAUGUUAUUCACAGACUAGUGCAUGAGUGCUGCUGGUGACUGUUAAUGGGGGUUUGGGGGUGUCCAUUGUGGAACGGUGGUGCCAUAAGGAAUGAAGGAAUAGAGUUUUGGGAGCAUGUUAUUCCAAACCAUGAUAUUCCUCAAGUCACACGUCUCUCCAUUUUACUGAUGUCAGUGAUUAGAAUAGUCAUUUAAUUGCGUUAAUGUGCAAAAUACUCUCUAGGUUGUCCAUAUUAUGUGUUAGGAAUCCGCUACAUGAAAAAUGAUUUUUUUUUUUUUUUUAAUCUGGACACAUUUUUAUGAAAAGAUCAACAGUUAGAAAGCCAGAAUACUAUAUUAAUUGUUAGCCUCAGACUGUAAUCGACUGUUGAAUGUUUACACUAAGGGGCAUGUAGUGAUUUCACUUACUCAUCAAUCUUAGUGGUUUAAUACAGAUGUUUUAAGUUUACUGUUUCAGUUGGACUCUGUGUAAAUAUUUCCUGUCCAUAGUGUUUGCUCUAAGUUAUUCAUUUUAAGAGCUGGAUUUAUUUCCUCUCAUUGAAUGCUAUCAGAUGAUCUCACCGCAUAAAGAACUUGAUACUUUCAUACUGAGUAAUGCCUCAGAUAGUUAAAACGAUGUAGUUGAAAUUAUGAAAAUUAGUUUUCUUUGGAGGUUUCAGCUAAACCUGCUGACAAAAGAGUUUUAUAUCUUGGUGAAAAGUAUAAUCUGUUUAUGUGCCUUUUCAUGUAUAAAUGCAUUUCUAAUCAGAUGAGACUUUAAUAAAUAUUAAAUUUAA
Molecule: messenger RNA, 4009 nt
Organism: Myxocyprinus asiaticus (Chinese sucker)
Lineage: Eukaryota; Metazoa; Chordata; Actinopteri; Cypriniformes; Catostomidae
Product: oxysterol-binding protein-related protein 7-like
Exons: 21
Coding region: 381-3095 (904 amino acids)
Cellular component (GO): plasma membrane; intracellular membrane-bounded organelle; cytosol
Molecular function (GO): cholesterol binding
Source: RefSeq, a predicted model, not a curated record